CUUCAUUUUGUCUUUUCGGGCCGUUCGAUCUUCAGUACACGUCAGAAUCAGUAUCUGUGUAACUCAGACCAGGAAACGACUUUCCAGGCGAAGUGUGCAUUUUUAUUUCUGCCCAACCUGUCUUGUCAUUGGAGACUUGCAACUUUCAACCACCGAAAACAGCAACCCAAAGCUGUGUCAACGACAGUUGGAAAAGAGUACUCUCUCGAUUCUUCUGGGCAUAACGACCUGUUCAUACAUUCUGUUUCAGCAAAUAUCCAGCAUAUUCUCAGUGUAAUCCUGAACCUGACACAAUUAGCUUUUCUCGACUUAUACUAGUAUAAGCUUCAAAUUUUCACAACAAAUUUCGUACAAUAUCCCACACAAAUUUUCACAGAAUACACAAUACCACAAGCAACAUAUUAUUUUUAACAACUCUAGAAUGACGUCAAGUGCCCAUUACAACUACAACAGACGUAACUCGUCUGCUACUCCAUAUACUAUUCCCACAAAGCACCAGCCUCAAAGUCACCAAUCCUCGUACCAGCACCACCACCACCAGCACAACAACCAUCACGGACAUCCAGGACAGCAUGCUUCGAUGUCUUCUAGUGCAAGCGAUAUGUACAACCUGCCGUUGUCGUCAUCUGUGCCAGUUUUAUCUCGUGAGUUUGUAGUCAGAAGAAUCUCCGAGGGAGAAACAGGCAGAUUGAAAGAAGAGUUGAAGUGUGAGGCAUGUGGAAAAGGAUACAAGCACAUUUCGUCCCUAGCCAAACAUCUCUGGGAACAUACGCCAGAAUGGAACGUUACCAAGAAGCUCUUGAUAUCGAAACAUCAACAGGUCCAGCUCUUAGAGGCUGCUAGUAUCUUAGUGGGUAUGAACGAGACGUCUUCUUCUAGAAGAAAUUCGACCGCAUAUACUGACCAGAUGAUGCAACAUAGCCAAUCGGAAGAUCCUCGCUACAAAUCACCGUUUUCACCUAGCAACUCGGCUGAAACAAACCCUACUUCCCAUACACCUACACCACCAGCAGUCGGUAAUGUGGAAAGUGAAAGAAAAGCACAUUCGCUCAAAUUCAAGAACGCAUUCGAUCCCGAGUCAGUACCAUCCCAUGUACCCAGUUUUGAUGUCAGAGAAGACUCUAAGGUCAACUAUAAUAGAACACACUCCAUUUCACAAUACCCUCCAGUGGACAAGAGCCAUAGUCACCUCCACAGCCAAACACCAUCUUCGCCUUCCAUUGGUGGCUAUCUCGACAAUCCACGUGCUAUGGGCGAGCUUUCGAGGAGAAGAUCGAGCUCGGUUGCUCAAAAUGGCUACGAACAUGACUUGAAGUCGCCCUCUCCUUCUUACAAGGCUGCACCAUCCAUACCUACAUCUACUACUUUUGCACCUUCUACGCUCGACACUUCUCCCCGCAUUGACGAAGCCGACGAAAAAGUGGAUCACGAACAUGAGGAAACCAGCAAUUCGUUUGACGAAGGUGUGUUGGGCAAGAUGGAGGACUAACGUUUAGUAUAGCUACAAAGAUCAUGUACAUACACCUCUACAGUUUUCCAACUUUUCACUAUUCAUUUUCAUAUUCUAGCUGGGUUCUUACAAGGUAUACUAGUUGAACUAGUAUCAGAUAUGAACAAGCUGCUAUAGCAAAUAUAACAAAAGGUUACAGGGUACAAAUACAAAUACAAAUAAACUCAAACAGAAUGUUGAUUGGUUUCACAUCUAUACAUCUAAUACAAAAAAAUACACUUACUUUCCGUGUCGAAAAGGUAUACUAUUAUUUAUUUAUCUGAUUCUUGCUGUAUAUAGCUGACUCUACCUAUACAAACGGAGCUGUAAUAAAUACAUAUUUAUUGG
Molecule: messenger RNA, 1837 nt
Organism: Scheffersomyces stipitis CBS 6054
Lineage: Eukaryota; Fungi; Ascomycota; Pichiomycetes; Serinales; Debaryomycetaceae
Gene: YAK3
Exons: 1
Coding region: 422-1489 (355 amino acids)
Source: RefSeq, a predicted model, not a curated record